Molecule: messenger RNA, 3238 nt
Organism: Doryrhamphus excisus (bluestripe pipefish)
Lineage: Eukaryota; Metazoa; Chordata; Actinopteri; Syngnathiformes; Syngnathidae
Source: RefSeq, a predicted model, not a curated record
AUGCAAAGCAGAGACUGUGUCAAAGUGGCCGUCAGAGUCCGACCAUUCAACAAGCGAGAACGGGAUGCGGGGAGCCACUGUGUUGUCUCCAUGGCAGCCAGCUCCAUCACCAUCCAUGAUCCUCGACAUUCCCAAUGCCGUCGCUCAUUCUGUUUCGACUAUACCUACUGGUCACACAGUGGCUUCAUCCAAGACCAUACCGGUCUCUACUUGCCUGAGGAGGUCGGGGGGCGAUACGCUGACCAGGGUUACAAUGCCACCCUUCUGGCCUAUGGGCAAACAGGUUCCGGGAAGAGUUACUCCAUGGUUGGCUACAGACCCAAUAAAGGUCUGGUCCCCAAACUGUGUGAGCGACUCUUUGAGACCAUUAAAGGAAAGCAAGACUCCAGACAAUGCCAGGUCUUCUUCAGCAUGUUGGAAAUCUACAACGAGCAGGUGGUGGACUUGUUGUCUCGUGGCACUCGGCCCCCAGGUGGGCUCCGGGUCAGAGAGGAGCAGCACAGAGGUUUCUAUGUUGAGGGUCUACGUACCGUCCCCUGUGAUAGUGCAGCACAGGUGGAACAGUUGAUGGAACAGGGCACCAGAACCCGGACCACCGCGGCCACUCACAUGAACGCCAACAGCAGUCGCUCACACAUGCUCAUUGUGCUGCAGCUCAAACAGAUCUUCUCCAAAGAGAGCAUCAGCAAACAGUCCAACAUCAACCUGGUGGACCUGGCAGGAAGUGAGCGUCAAAGGUCAUCGGGGCCAGAAGCUGACCGCCUGAAGGAAGGCACGGCCAUCAAUCUGAGCCUCACCACUUUGGGCAACGUCAUCAGCGCCCUGGCUGACAUGGCAGUGGGGAAGAAAGCGGUCCACGUCCCGUACAGGGAUUCGGUCCUCACCAAGCUGCUGCAGUCCGCUUUGGGAGGGAACAGCCGUACGGUCAUGAUCGCCACGUUGAGCCCUGCUGACAUCUGCUACGAGGAGUCUUUGUCAACGCUUCGCUAUGCUGAGAGGGCAAAGCACAUCCAGAACCGGCCUGUGGUGAAUGAAAGCCCCACUGAGCGUCUGGUCAAAGAACUCAAAGCUGAGAAUGCCAGACUGCUGCAGAGACUGAGCCGGCUGGGCCAGGAGGGACGGGGCGCCAAUGAUGAGACCAAGGAGCUCCGUCAGCUGCUGGCACACAAUGAGCUCCAGAUCAGAGCCAUUCACACUCUGUGGGAGCAACAUCUGCAGGAGGCACUCAAGGACUGGGAGCAACAGUAUGCCCACAUCACACAGGAGAGGAGAAUGAUGCAGAUGCAUCCUUACAUCCUGAACAUCAACGAGGACGCUCAGCUGUCUGGUGUGGUCAAGCUCUUCAUCCAAGAGGGUGAAUGGGACAUCGGCCUCUGUGACAACAUGCCCACAUCCAUCACCAUCAAGGGUUUAGGCAUCCAGCAGCGUCAUGCUGUGAUGAGGAAUGAACAGCGCCAGGUUACGCUAACCCCCUUGAUGGGGUCAAAGGUGACCAUCAAUGGCAGAGCUGUUUGUGAGACAACUAAGCUCCAUCAUCUGGACAGACUCAUUCUGGGCUCCAACUGCACAUACCUUUACAUCGGUUUCCCGUCCGAGAGGGGCGCCGAUGACUGGAGUCGCUACGACUACGACUACUUCCUGUCAGAACUGGCUGCUGCUGAGGGCAUCCACCUUGGUGAAACCAGUGCGGAAUGUUGUGAGACGGAUCCAAGUCUCCUGGCCGUCUUUUAUGACUACAUCAAACUGAUGCCGCUGGUGGCUGAAGCCAACCAGAUGAGCCAGGAGUUAAACAAGGGGGUGGAGUUUCAGUUGGAGAUUAAGAAUCUGGCGCUCUCAGAUUGGAAAGGCCAUGACCUGGAGAAAGACAUCGUUUGCAGAGUCACCUCGAAGCCAAGCAAACAGGUAUGGAUGUGGUCCAAGGCCAAGUUUGUUAACCGGAAAUUCCUGAUGGAAGAAAUCUACCAGCAGCAUCUGGCUGAGCUGAAUGGAGAUCAUAGAGAAGAGGGCCUCUCCACGGCAACCUUGCCCAGAGAUAAGGACCCUUUUUGGGAUCCGGUAGAGCCGCUACUCCUGGGCACUGCUCACCUCUGGCUCCAGUCUUUGGCCUUCCGUAUUCCUCUGGAUGAACAACUAGAGAUUCUGGGGUCAGAGGGCAGCGAGGAGGGCAUUAUACACGCUAAGCUGCUUCCUUGCACCGCUACUGGCAUGCCUCUGGGUGAAGAUGACAUCCUCAUCGACCCGUCUGAGCUUCUGGGUAGACGACUUGACGUCCAACUAGUCCUGGAACAGUGUUUUGGACUACGCUGGAUCAAAGAGGAUCGGAGUAGAGGCAUCCAAAUUGGUUUCAGGCUGCUGGACAGCUCCGUGCUGCUCUACACGCCCGCUGUCUGGCACAGCGUCAUCCCUGUGCUGCAUCACCAAGUCCACUUCGCCUCCCUCCAAGUGUCCCAGCAGCUACUCGACGAUCUUCAGAGCAGCGCUGUACUUCUGGAACUAUGGGGGCUUCAAGAGGGUUGCAUUAGCUUGGUAUCACCGCUGGAGGGCGCCAUGGUGACCACGGAGGGCAUCUUCAUCAUUGAUGGCUAUGGUACAGCUGAUAAUAUCGCUGCUGAUUCUGCAGCACUGAACACUUCACUAAAGAUGCUUCAGAAAGACUUGGAGGAACUGAAAAGUGUAAACAAGUCACUGAUGGAAGAAAAUCAAAGUUUAAGAGGACAGCUCAACAUGGCGAGGAAUGGUACCAACAGUGCACGAAGUCGCUCGGUUCGGCCCAGUUGUGAUGCAGAGUUUGCUCGCUCGCUGAAGGUUUUCUAUCACAGCAUGACCUCUGUUAGGACUCAGUUGCAGAGUCUGUGCAGACAUAGGCCCAGCGAGUCAUGUGAUCUGUUGGCUCUACAACUUUUUGUGGAUGAGCAGAGUGGUCUCUUGAAGGACUUCUCGGAUCACCUGGAGACAACCGUGUCAGCCCUCAAACACGACGUGGCCGCCAUCGUCCGACGCAAGCGAGAACGAUGGGGAACUUGGUCUUGACGCUUUUGUUAAUAUCCUGCUAAUUAAGUUUUGACGUGUGCUGCAUAAAAAACUAAAGUGCAGCUUGUAAGACAAGAGGGAACAGUACAAGGAUUAUUAAAGUCCAUAAAAAAUUUAUUAGACUGUAUGUAAAAGUAGUUAUUGCAGUUCCAAACUGCAAAUAAAUUAAAACACAAAACACAAUUCAGGUUUUUACAAUAUGAUGACC